CAAACGAUGAUGAAGCUUAUUUUACCAACGCGAGCAGAAACCCUAGUGUUGUUAUCCUGGUACAUUGUAUGCGCAAAAAUGGCCUCCGUAAGCAUGCAAUGGAAAAAUAAUACAAACAUUUAAGAAUGCUAUAAGACGAAAAUCAAAACAAAUGAGCUAACCCGUCCUGGUUUUCUCUGGGAAUCAAACUAAACCUCUUUGUAUUUGUACAAUAUUCCCUACCAUAUCGUUGAGGCAAACCACGAAAUCCUUUUGAAAUGAUGCAGCUCACAAGAAGAUUAUUGGACCCAAAGAGGGCUUUAAUCACAUUUCGGUUACUCAACAUCGAGAAGCAUUUGCCAUUCAUUUAUCAGGUAAGCGCAACACACCCGUUUUACUCAAUUUCAAAUGCAAACAUUUAUACAAAUGCCCGAAUCAUCAAUUCAAGGAUAUUACAAUAUUCUUGUAGUUUGCAAGAAAGAUGGUACCUUCAAAGACCAUUUUCAUCAAAACCCUCGAAAGUUAGCAGAGAGGAAACAAGUAAUACUGCUAAAGAUGAGGACUGUGAAUUGAUUUGCCAGGUUGUAAACCAAACAGAAUGGUCCGAUAAAAUUGAAACUGAAUUGAGCUCUCUAAAUAUUAAGCUCUCUAAUUAUAUUGUAUUGUCUGUACUGCGAAACCUUAAACAAACCCCAGAGACAGCGUUGAAUUUUUUCAACUGGGCAUCCACUAAAACUGAGUUCAGUCACACGUCUAGCACUUACAAUGCAGUGAUUAGGAUUUUAGGGCAGAAGUCAUGCAUUGAUCAAUUUUGGAGUAUUGUAGCAGAAAUGGCCAAUGAAGGCCACGAGAUUCGGAAUAAAACAUAUCGUGAAAUCCUGGGAAGGUUCCUUGAUAGUAAUAUGGUGGAGGAUGCUGUGGCUUUGUUUGUUUUGAUGAUGGGUAGUGAUAAAAAUAAGCCUUCUAACCUGGACUGUAGGAUCAUUCUGCACCACCUCUCGUCGUCUGGUAGUCCUGAUAUUGAUUUGGUUUAUAGAGUAUUAGAAACUUUUGAGAAUGGCAAUGGAAAAUUUAACAAGGAAACAUAUGAUGCUGUUCAUCGGUGUCUAACGAUGGCUGAUAGAUUUGAUGAGGCUGUAGGAGUUAUGAAGACUAUGGAGGAGGCUGGUUUUUUGCCAGAUAACAGUACUUUUAGUCAACUUGUGUUUGGGCUCUGCAAGGCUGGGACCCUGGAUGAGGCUUGUCGAGUCUUGGAUGCGAUGAAAGAGCUGGGGUGCACCCCUAAUCUCAAGACAUGGAAUAUUUUGAUUGAUGGGCAUUGUAAGGCCGGGCAGAUAGAUCAACUGCUUAGUUAUUUUGAGUUAAUGGUGGAAAGUGGCGGCAGUGCUGACGGCGAAGUUCUGGACACUUUAGUCAAGACUCUCUGCAGUCAAAACAGAAUAGAGGACGCUCACAGUUUUCUGUGUAAAAUGAUAAGUAAUAAAGGCUUGAAGGUUUCACGGGGCACAUUCAAGGAGUUGCUGCAGAAAUUGGUAAGUGCAGAAAGGUUGCAAGAUGCCAUAAAACUCUCAGAUCUAAUGUUGAAGCAGGGUUUUCCAGCUAUUGUAGAUCCUUUCUAUAAUCUUUUUGCUCGGUGUGGGACAGUGGAAGGGGCUGUAGAUUUCCUGACUAAGGUGACCAGAAACAUUCCUCGUUAUCUGGCUGUUGAAUUAUACUUUACAAUGCUUAAUGCAUUUUGCAAAGCAGGGAAAAAGGCUGAAACUCAGCUUUUACUAUCCAGGUGCCCUCGUAAUAUUCAACGGAAUCCUGAUCUUUUAUUCCAAUUUGGUUCUGGAGAUACUCCUAGUGCAGCUCAGACCACUUUAAAGACAUAAUUGCAAAAUUUGGUUGGAAAAUAGAAGAGCCAAUAUUUUGAAAAUGCCAUAUUUUCCAGCAACAACCAAAUGGUCCAAAAGGACAAAUACUGUUUGUAUUGGGGAGACAACUGAUGAACUAUGAUCGUUGAGUUUUAUUUGUAAAGUAUGUAUUUUCUAUUGACUUA
Molecule: messenger RNA, 2020 nt
Organism: Cryptomeria japonica (Japanese cedar)
Lineage: Eukaryota; Viridiplantae; Streptophyta; Pinopsida; Cupressales; Cupressaceae
Product: pentatricopeptide repeat-containing protein At3g48250, chloroplastic
Exons: 2
Coding region: 258-1853 (531 amino acids)
Biological process (GO): RNA splicing
Molecular function (GO): protein binding
Source: RefSeq, a predicted model, not a curated record